AUCAUUGAGAUAUGUCAUGAUGUGGUUUUGUGACAGCAGCGCAAGUCGUAAAAAAUUACUGCUACAAAAUAGUGGUAAAGAGGAAUAAUGAGUUAAUGUUGAUGGGCAGUUUGAAGUCAGGAAUGUUGUAAAAAGCUAUUUUUCAUCGCAUUUCUAUCCUAUACCUAUAACAAUGAUCUUGAAACGCUCUUUACUCCUUGCAACACAAAUAUGAAUUAUAUCAGCUCUGCUGAUCGGGACGCCUGCGCUGAACGAGGCGCCGAUUGAUAGUGGCUGGUGGUUUUCCCGGCGUGCAGUGCGUUGCGUUGCGGCGUGGCCUCUCCCCGGUUUGUGCUCAGUCAUCGUACCCGUGUGAAAGCAGCUCAGAGCUUGGUGCAGACUCCACCGUCCCUCCCUCCCCCCCCCCCACAGUAUGAAAGACACCACGGGAAAGCACAAACCCAAGGAGCCCACCUCCGAGAAGGUGAAGGCCGCUGGCGGCCUCCCGGCCCUCGAUGUGGAGAUGAAGGACGUGUCCGCCGAGCCUGAUGGCGAGCCGGCCGACAGCGGCGAGAGAAGCCAGAAGGAGCUGGAUCUACUCACAUUGGAGGAUAUCAGAGAACAUGUCAAGCAGAUUGAGAAAGCUGUGUCAAGUAAAGAGCCACGGUUUGUGCUAAGGGCUUUGCGUGCACUUCCUUCAACCUGCCGCAGGUUGAAUCCCACCGUCCUUUACAAGGCCAUCAAUGGCUUCUUUGUGUCCAACACUUCAACGCGUGAUCUCCUGCUGGCCUUUCUCGAGGAGCCGAUGGAUACAGAAGGGGAUGUGCAGUUCCGUCCUCGGACGGGAAAGGCAGCUUCAGUUCCUCUUCUGCCUGAGGCAGAGGCUUACCUGCAGCUUUUACUAGUCAUCUACUUGACAAACAACAAACGAUACACUGAGGCACAGAAAUCCUCUGAUGACCUGAUGCAAAAGAUUGCUGCUCAGAAUCGCCGGGCUCUGGACUUGGUUGCAGCUAAAUGUUACUAUUACCAUGCUCGCGUCUAUGAGUUUCUAAACAAACUUGAUGCAGUCAGAAGCUUCUUGCAUGCACGUUUAAGGACAGCCACCUUGCGCCAUGAUCAUGAUGGACAGGCUACUUUGCUGAACCUGUUACUGAGAAAUUACCUGGUGUAUAAUUUGUAUGAUCAGGCUGAGAAACUCGUCUCUAAAUCCAUUUUCCCCGAACAAGCUAACAACAAUGAGUGGGCACGAUACCUUUAUUACACAGGUCGUAUUAAAGCAAUUCAGUUGGAAUAUUCAGAGGCACGAAGAACAUUAACCAAUGCUCUACGAAAAGCUCCACAGCAUACUGCAGUUGGCUUCAAGCAAACAGUUCAUAAGUUGCUGAUUGUUGUGGAGUUACUCUUGGGUGAGAUUCCGGACAGGCUACAGUUCCGACAACCAUCACUCAAGAGGUCCCUGAUGCCAUACUUCCUGCUCACUCAGGCUGUGCGCACUGGGAACUUGGCAAAGUUUAACCAGGUGUUAGAGCAGUUUGGAGAGAAAUUUCAGACUGAUGGCACCUACACACUGAUCAUCCGCCUGCGACACAACGUCAUCAAAACAGGUGUAAGGAUGAUUAGCUUAUCUUACUCCCGCAUCUCUCUCUCUGACAUUGCACAGAAGCUCCAGCUGGACAGCCCUGAGGAUGCGGAGUUUAUAGUUGCCAAGGCAAUUCGUGAUGGAGUGAUUGAAGCCAGUAUUAACCAUGAAAGAGGAUACGUACAGUCUAAAGAGACGAUCGAUAUUUAUGGUACAAGGGAACCUCAGCUGGCCUUCCACCAGAGAAUCUCUUUCUGUCUGGAUAUCCACAACAUGUCUGUCAAAGCAAUGCGAUUUCCACCGAAGUCAUACAACAAAGACCUGGAGUCAGCAGAGGAGAGGCGAGAACGGGAGCAGCAAGAUCUGGAAUUUGCUAAAGAAAUGGCAGAGGAUGAUGAUGAUGGAUUCCCGUAAGGCUGUGCGGGAUAUUAGUUCUGAAAACAGUCGAAGUAACUACCAACAGUAAUGAUAAAUAAAGCAAGAAACAUGGAAUCUCUUUAGAUUCAAGUCUGUUAGCAUGCUUGAGAAUGGGAUUAUUGUACUGACCUGAGAAUGGGAUUAUUGUACUGACCUGUCCAGGUCUUGAUAUAUGUCUACCUGAUUUUAUUUCUCUCUUAUCAUGGUUGUUUUCCUAGGAAUAGCUACUGAUUGUCCCUUUAUACCUUGUAAACAAUUACUCAUGAGAAGUAUAUGAUCAAUAAAAACUAAUCAUGGACCUAUACUUAAACUUGUGUGUAGACUACUGAAACUACAAAAAAAAUUAAGUCCCAAUUUUCACUGGACAAACAAAUCUAGAGGCCUGAACUGCUGAUCCAGAUGUCUGUUCAAGUCCCAUCAGUCCAGGUAGAAUACUUAAAUUAAGUUAAUUUAAUUAAAUAAAUCUGGAAUUAAUAAAUAAGGAUCAGUCAUCAUGAUCCUGGAGACAUCUGAUGUAUUGUUUAAAAUCUGUUCUGAUUCAUUGAUGCCUUUUAAGGAAGCAAAUCUACUGACCUUGUCUUUGUGAUGGACUCCAGACUCUUGAGUUAACUUUUAACUGCCUUUGAAUGGGAUAGACAAACAAUUGAGUUCAAUUAAAUAAAUACUAGCUUUGCAAACAGCACCCACUUUUUAAAAAAUCAACCUUAUUCAGUUAUAUGCACUGGAGACAUCAGAAGAGCAUUCUUGUAUGCGCUGUUGCUCCUCUCUCACCAGAACCCGCUACCUGAGUCAUUUCAUUCACAGAGGAAAUGCCUUUUUGCAGAAGGCAGCGAAUUUUCUAAAUUUGUGCCUUCUGUGAUGUCAAAGAGAAGAAAGCCUAUUAGCAGCAGCCUACAAGUUAGGAGGGCCCAUAGUUCAGUCCCCACUGAAUAAAUCUCAGCUGAAGCUGGAGGUCAGGUCAAAGUUAAUGACAUGAGGAUCUCUGGAGUCCAAAUCAUUAUCUAGUAAUUAUUGUGCUCAUUACUGAGUUGGCUUGGUCUUGGUUACUUCAGUUCAGAACUGGACAUGAAUACCCAACCACUGAAUGGAUGAUUCCAGUCUCCUCUCCAGAGAUGCUGCAUGGCUUGCUGAGUUCCUCUGGCACAUUGUGUGUGAGUCCAUAAUGACUUUGACCUGGAUCAGUGUUUCUCCUUCAAAAAUAAAUUAUAUUAAUGUCUGUAUAUGUAUGUGUGUGUGUGUGUGUAUAUAUACACACACACACACACACACAAAGAAAAGUGCCUGGUUUUCUUUACAUCCAUAGUGUUCAAUCUGUACAUUCACAUUGUCGUUCAACCCAUAUAUUUGUUGUGUUAGCAUGUUCUGCAAUCAAGGCCUUUUUGGGCGAUACAAAUUCCAAGUGUUUGGGGCUUGGAGACAGGAUCCAGCCACUCAGUGGCAGCGGGAUGUUAGACUGCAGUCCUUCCCACAUUGGAUGGAUAACCAUGCUUCAAUGUAUCUCUUAGCAUGUACUCCUUGCAAUGUGCCAGGCUGCAGCAUUCCCUUCUGGGCAUCAGGCAAAAAACAUGAAGCCAGCAGGGUUUCAGACAUAUCAUUAAGUGCGUUUAAGGCAAUUUGCAGAUCAGAGUGGGUCAACAGUGAUUCUUCCGACUUUCUUCUUAAGAAAGACCAGAUGUGAAUCUGCUGAUUUGCUAUCAGCACACAAUGAACAAAGAGUUUUCUUGUUCUGUAUUAUAAACCUAUUGGACUGAAGGGCUGCUUAAUAUGUGCAAUAAUGUAAAAUGGUUUCAGACAUAUUUCAUGCCAUAUUUCAGACCUCUCCCUGUUGCUUCUCUCUCCACACACCCACUCCCUGAAUUUCUUCUUUCACAGAGUCGUUCAACCAAGGUUUUGCAGGUAAUGGAUCUCUGGACUUCUCAGCUCUAAAGGGAGUGGAGCCUAGAUUGCUGGAAGUAUCUAGAGGAGGUGGAUAUACUUUUUGAGGGAAAUUUGGGGUUAUAGGGAUCAACCACAGAAGUGGAGUUGAGGCCUGAGUAGAUCACUCAUGGAUAUACUGAAUGGUGAGGCAGGUUGUAGAUGUUAGAUAGCCCACUCCUGUGUUUUAUUUUUGUAGUGCCUUUAACCUCCAGAGAGUUCCCCUUCUGUAGACCAACCUGGAACUGCUAUAGAGCAGGGUGCAAGGCAGAAAUUCUAGAGGAUUGUCUUUGUUCUCAGUUGGACUCUGACUCUAGAAAAAGUGAGCUGUCUAUAGCCCGGGAUGAGACUGGGUCUGUAAGGUAAAGCCCCAUACACAGACCAGGAGAUCAGUCAUUACAUUGUUGACAUGGACACAGUACUGUGCAAAAAGAAACUGGUGUGUAUUUAAAUAAUACUGAAUAUCCCAAAUGUUUCUGCAGUGGACUUUUGAACUGUAAGGUACAGUAUAUCUGUGUUGUCUUUCUGCAACAAGUUUUUUAGCUGUAAAUCUAAGAUAAUUUCACCCCUUUGUUAUUCUCAUUCCUAAUUUAUUAAAUCUCAUUGUAGAUAUAACUAAGUUUUUAGCAACACAUAAUUAUCCUUGAACAAUUUUGCUCACCUUAAAAUCUAAUGUUAUAAAUGCAUGGUGUCAUCCCAUCAGAAUAAUAUUGAAAAUGACUUAAAAUGUCAUAUUAAUAUUUUUAAAAAUUGUUUUAAAAGUUAUCUGAAUCUCAAAGUAAAAUUUAUUAUAGAAGUA
Mobula hypostoma (lesser devil ray) is the source of this 4691-nucleotide messenger RNA. It is a transcript of the gene psmd3, whose product is annotated as proteasome 26S subunit, non-ATPase 3. Gene Ontology annotation, cellular component: proteasome complex; proteasome regulatory particle, lid subcomplex. The coding region runs from base 413 to 1975 and encodes 520 amino acids. NCBI's taxonomy places the organism in Eukaryota, Metazoa, Chordata, Chondrichthyes, Myliobatiformes, Myliobatidae. The transcript is spliced from 12 exons. The record is from RefSeq and is a predicted model, not a curated record. Gene Ontology annotation, molecular function: protein binding; enzyme regulator activity. Gene Ontology annotation, biological process: ubiquitin-dependent protein catabolic process; regulation of protein catabolic process.